UUUCAGGAAGGCCAAUCCCACGAGGUCUAUAAGAUCUCGACAGAGGACGGGGGAAGUUACACCUUACGGAUCCCAAAAGACGAGACGGCUACCCUUAUUGCCAAAAAGGGUACUACCCUCCUCAAGGCCCUUAAGGAUAGGCAGCCUACAUUGCAAAUACCUUCGGUCAUUCAUCAAUCGCCACGCUUCGUCAUUUUACAGUUUCUCAGCGGGGGGCCUCUCGAAUCAUGGAACAAUAUAACUUUGUCUCGGAGCAGGCGCAACACUUUAUUGGUGGGCCUCGGCAAGCUCAUGUUUCAGAUUUGGACCAAUACAGCUUCUGACAUGCCUCUAUCCUGGUUGGUCAACGAAGUGGACAAGGGACUUAGACGAUCCUUGAACAACUCUGGCUGGGGCGAUCCGGCUCACUUUCUCCAUCGCCGUACCAUAGUCCACGAGAUGGUACCCGACGACGACAAUUCAUUGAUGGCAUUGAAACACGGAGACCUAAAUGCGUGGAACGUUAUUGUAAACGAGAUGGGACUUACUGGGUAA
Pyricularia pennisetigena is the source of this 534-nucleotide messenger RNA. RefSeq lists its product as uncharacterized. The transcript has 2 exons. Lineage: Eukaryota; Fungi; Ascomycota; Sordariomycetes; Magnaporthales; Pyriculariaceae. The annotation marks the transcript as partial. The record is from RefSeq and is a predicted model, not a curated record.